Molecule: messenger RNA, 958 nt
Organism: Rotaria sp. Silwood1
Lineage: Eukaryota; Metazoa; Rotifera; Eurotatoria; Philodinida; Philodinidae
Source: the annotation of a GenBank genome assembly
AUGAUGAUGACUGUUUCACGAUCUGUCAAUUCUCGCCGUAGUUUUCGACAUUUGCGUUAUUCAUCAAAUAAAUCAUUAUAUAAUGAAUCAAAUUUUGAAGAGAAUGAUGCUGGUUUAUCAGAAUUAGCAUUCGUUUUAAAUUUUAAUGUUAAUAUAACAUGUAAAGAAGUACGUGGUUUAAAAUCAAUUCCAACAAAUCGUAUUGUUUAUUGUACAAUGGAAGUUGAAGGAGGAGAAAAAUAUCGAACUGAACAUGCUGAAGCUGGAAAAUCUGUUUGGGAAUCUUUAGCUGAAUUUCCAACAAAUCAAAUUUUACCCAUUAUUAAAGUUAAACUUUUUAUGGAAAAUCCUGGUUUACUUAGUUUAGAUGAAAAUAAACUUGGAAAAUUAUCUUUACAAAUUGAUCCCACUUUUAAUAAAACAAAUUGGUGGAUUGAUAUGAUUAAAUCUAAAUAUACAUCAAAUGAACAAUUAAAAGUUAAAUUAGAUGUUAGAAUGGAAAAACCACAAAAUCUUAAAAUGUGUGGAUGGUGCUAUGCUAGAGGAAAAAAUGUAUGGAAAACAUGGAAACGACGAUAUUAUGCAUUUGUUCAGGUAUCUCAAUAUUGUUUUGCAACAUGUAGGUAUCGUGAAAGAAAAUCCGAACCAACUGAAAUGAUGCCACUUGAAGGUUAUACUGUUGAUUAUGCUGAACCUGAUAAUGGUUUAAUAAUGCAUGAUGGAAAAUAUUUUUUUACAGUUGUACGUGAAGGUGAUGUUGUUACAUUUGCAACAAAUGAAGAAAAUGAACGACAUAGUUGGGUACAAGCAUUAUAUCGUGCUACUGGUCAAUCACAUAAACCAACACCACCAAUAACACAGAUUAAUAAAUCAAAUUCAACAUCAGGACAAAAAGAUCUUUCAGAUUCUGAUCGUUCAAAAAAUCUUGGUUUUGAUGAAUAUAUACAAAGUGAUCCAU